GACAGAGAAGUGAUAUUUGCAAACGCGUUUCUGUCUACGUAUGAUACGCAGUUCGUCUCUGCAGUGUUUUCAUCUGAGUUGGGCGUUGAGGCCCACUACUAGUAGCACCAGCCAAAGGGCUACGAUUUAUUGACGUUAAAAGUAACAUACGUAUAGGAUAAGGGUAUCAUUUUCUUUACAAUCAGCCUUGAACGUCACUUUGGCUUGGCAUGGCGGCGAAAGACCCUCGCACCGUCUUCGUCCGCGGCGUUAGCUUUGACGCCGACGAAAAGGACCUUGAGGGUACUUUCUCGGACGUCGGCCCCGUCAAGCAAUGCUUCCUUGUCCGCGUCAAAGGCCAGCCGAAGCAUCGCGGCUUUGGUUUCGUCCAGUAUGCGCUGCAAGAGGAUGCGGAACGGGCAGUAGAGGAGCUUAACGGCAAAAGCUUGAAAGGCAGAAAGAUUCAGGUUGAGGUUGCCGAUAAGCGCGCGCCGCUGGAAGAGCGCAAGAAGAAGCGCAAAUUGGACCAGGAUGCCGCGGGCGGGGAGGGCGCCGAAGGCGCCCCCGCCCCCGCCCCCGCUCCCGAGGAGCAGCAGCAACAGCAGCUCAAGCAGCAGCGCGGCAAGCCCGCCUCUGCUGCCACCACCACCACCACCGAAACUGCGCCUUCCUCCGCUGCCGCACCACCGGCAGCAGCAGCAGCCCCCGCCGCCCCCGCACCGCCUGCCAAGCGGCAGCGGGCCGAAAAGCCCGGCAAGGGCGCCGCCUCCGCCUCCGCCGCCUCCGGGGAAGGGGGUGACCGUCACAAGCUGCUUCGCGCGGUAGCGGUGGGCAAUCUGACGCCGGCAGCGGUGGCUCAGGCCAUUGCAGCUGCCCGCAAGGCGGGUCCGGUGGAGGAGAUCAUGAACCCCGCACCCCAGGAUGUGGUGCAGCAGGCCAAGCUGGAGGCGGACGGGUGCAGCGGGAAGGUCUUCAUAGCGGUGUACAAGACGGUGAAGGACGCCAUGACGGCGGUCUCCCGGCUGCACAACCGCACGCUCCGACUGCAGGCCCCGCAGCAGCAGCAGCAGGGGGGCGGAAAGGGAGGCAAGAAGGGCGGCAAGGGGAAGGGGAAGGGAAAGGGCAAGGGGAAGCGUGGGAAGGCCGAUGACGACUCGGAUGAGGAUGCGGAUGAGGAGGAGGAAGCGGCAGCAGCAGGAGGGGAGCAGCAGCAGCAGCAGCAGGGGGCCGAGGGAGGCAAGGAGGAGGAGGGGAAGGAGGCGCAGGGGUCAGUCCGGCUGUGGGCUCGUGAGGUGAAGGGCGAGGGGGCGCAUGUGAAGCAGUGGCGCGUAAUCUUCAGGAACCUGCCCUUCAAGGUGACGGAGGCGGCGCUGCUCAAGUCUCUGGAGCCGGUUGGCUUCGUGUGGGACCUGAAGCUGCCUCGGGGGCCGGAUGGUCGCAUCAAGGGCUUCGCCUUCGCCUCAUUCACCUGCCGCGCUCACGCCGAGAAGGCCAUCUCCUCCCUCAACGGUCGGGAGCUGUUGGGGCGGCUGGUGGUGGUGGAUUGGGCUGUCAGCAAGACGCAGUACGAGGCGGUGGUCAAGAAGUCGGCGGCCGCUGCUGCAGGGACGGCGGCGGGAGAGGGAGAGGAUGCGGAGGAAGAGGGAGACAAGGAGGAGGAUCCGGACCGACCGACUUUAGAGGAGCCGGAAGGCACGGAGGACGAGGAGGGAGAGGAGGAGGACGAGGAGGGCGAGGAGGGCGAAGAUUCGGAGGAGGAGGAGAUUGGGCUGAGUAGCGACGACGAGGAUGGGGAAAUCCUGGAUGACGACGAUGAUGAAGAAGAGGAGGAAGACGAAGACGAGGAGACAUUGGCAUCCGACGAUGAUGACGAGGAGGGCGACGGCGAGGAGGAGGACGAGAUGGAAGACGAGGAGGAGGGCGAGGAGGAGGGAGAUGAGGAGGACAAGGAGGCGGCUCGGGAGCGGGGCAUUCUCAGCAGCGCCUUGCAGGCGGUGCUGGGCCAGGAAGAGGAGCAGGAAGAGCAGGGGAAGGGGCAGAAGGGCGAGAAGGGGAAGCAGGCGAAGGAGGAGGCGCGGGGAAAGGCAGCCAAGCAGCAGCCGAUUAAGAAGCCGGACUGGCAGGGAGCUGAGGUGGAGGACCCGGAUGCCGCCGCAGCCGGAGAAGGUGACGCCCCCGGCUCCCGCCCCCGCCCCGCCCCCUCGCUGGACACCACUGUGUUUGUGCGCGGUCUGCCGCUGGACGUCACAGCGCUGCAGCUGCAGGCGCGAUUGGAGCUGUUUGGCCCCGUCAAGGCGUGCAGGCUGGUGAUGGACAAGACGGCGGGCAAGCCCAAGGGCACCGCCUUCGUGGAGUUCAGGGAGGCGGAGGCGGCGGCCAAGGCGGCGGAGGCGUGUGCGCGAGGACGUCGCCACGAGGGUCCCGGCAUCACGGUCGCGGGCCGGCAGCUGGAGGUGGACCUGGCGCUGAGCGGGGAGGGGGCUCGCAGCUUGGCGACCCAGCGCCAGGGUGUCAAGACCGCCUCCAAGGACCGCCGCAACCUCUACCUGUCCAAGGAGGGGGUCAUCGCGGAGGGGUCGCCGGCGUGGAGGGGCAUGUCGGCACAGGACCAGGCCCGACGCAAGCGAGCAGCCGAGGAGAAGAACACCAAGCUCCGCUCACCCAACUUUGUGGUCAGCCGCACUCGCCUCUCCGUCCGCAAUAUCCCGCCUGAUUGGAACGAGGCGCAGCUGCGGCGGAUGUUCACGGAGGCUGUACGGCAGCGGGCGACCAAGGAGAGUCCGCGUGUCGUACAAGCCAAGAUCCUGCGGGAGGAGGGCAAGUACGACGCCAGCGGGGCGCGCAAAUCCAAGGGUCUUGGCUUUGUUGAGUUCGCGGACCACGACCACGCGCUGGUGGCGCUACGGCAGCUGAACAACAACCCGGGCACCCCCUGGGGGCGGGAGCGGCGACCCAUCGUGGAGUUCGCCAUUGAGAAUGUCAAGGUCCUCAAGAAGAUCGAGCACCUGCGUGAGAAGGCCGCUGCCAACAAGGAACAGCAGCUGCAGCAGUCGCAACAACAACAGGGCGACAGGAAGAAGAAGAAGGAAGACAGGAGGAAGGGCGGCGCGGCCGAGGGAGCGGACGGCCCGGCCGAGGGAGGUGCUGCUGCGGAGGAGGGCGGCAAGAAGGGCAAGAAGGAUAAGAAGGGGAAGAAGGACCGCGAUGCGAAGGCCACCAACACCGCCGCUGCUGCUGCUGCUGCUGCUGACGGGGCUGAGGAGGGAGGCAAGGAGGAGGGCGGAGGCAAGCCUGACGGUGGCCGUCGGGACAGGAAGGCGCGCAAAGACAAGCGGGGCGCAUCAUCCGAUAAGAAGGCCGAGGGCAGGGGCAAGGCUGACGGCCAGGCAGAGGGCGGUGAGGGAGGUGAGGGCGGGCUGUCCAAGCGACAGCGGCAGCGUCUGCGUCAGAAGGAGCGCGUGGAGCGGAAGAAGCAGCUCCUGAAGGAGGGGGGGAUGCCGGCACUUGUGGCGGAGGUGGAGGCGGUGAAGCAGCAGCGGCAACAGGGCGGCGCUGCUGCUGCGGCCAAGCCACAAGCCAAACCGCCCCCGCAACAGCAGCAGCAGCAGCGGCAGCAGAGGAAGCGGCGAGCGGAGGAGGAUGAGCUGACCCGCAUUGCGGAGCAGGGACUGAAGGCGGACGGAGGCGAUCAGAAGCGCCGCCGCCGCAAUACGCUGCACGAGGAGGGCGAGGGCCGCGUGGACCGCCUAGACCGGCUGGUGGAGCAGUACAAGGCC
Astrephomene gubernaculifera is the source of this 3755-nucleotide messenger RNA. The record is from the annotation of a GenBank genome assembly. NCBI's taxonomy places the organism in Eukaryota, Viridiplantae, Chlorophyta, Chlorophyceae, Chlamydomonadales, Astrephomenaceae.